UCCCGCUGGAUGUGCCAAGCUGCUCCCCAGUUUUUGGGGGGCUCUGGAGCAGGGCACAGGCUGUGCUACAGCCGGGGGUGCUGCAGUGAGGGCUGGGCAUGGUCCCCACGGCGGGACACGGGACGGAGUCGGCCAUAUGGCUGCAUUUCCAGGCGGGAAUCAGAGCGUGCUGCCUCCGGACAACACCAAAAUCCUGAAUUUCUGGAGCGCUUGGGAAGUGGAGCUGGGAAGCAGCUGUCUCCUGCAGGAAUCCUGGGAAUGGGCUCAGCCAUGGGCACGUGGUUGCUGCUCUUGGUGCUGCUGGUGGCGGCCCCGGCAGAGGCGGCGGCGCCGCGGCACCGCCCAGUGCUGCCGGACACGGCGGGCAGCGGGGACGGGGACGAGGCGUCAGCCACGCUGCCCGCCCAGCCCGUGACCCCCCGCAUCAGCCCCACCGUGGGGGACGCGCCGGGGACCACGGUGACCAACAGCUCGGCUCCGGGCGUGCUGGAUGGGCUGGUGGACUUCUUCAAGGAGUACCUGCUGCUGGUGGUGGUGGUGGGCUCGCUGUCCUUCGUCCUCCUCUUCAUCAUCUGCGCCGCCGUCAUCGUCCGGCAGAAGCACAAGGCCUCUGCCUACUACCCCUCCUCCUUUCCCAAGAAGAAAUACGUGGAUGAGCGGGACAAGGCGGGGGGAGCGCGGGCGUUCAGCGAGGUGCCCGAGAAAAGCCCCGAGGCGGGCGCGGAGGAGCCGCUGGACGGCGGCCGGCAGCUCCAGGCGGAUAUCCUGGCUGCUGCCCAGAACCUCAAACCCCCCCACAAGGCACCGCUGGCCAACGGGGCCCAGGGCGAGCAGAAUUCCCCUCAGGAGGAGGAGGAGAAGGAGGAAGAGGAGGAAGGAAAGAAGAAGGUGGGUGAUGAGCAACCCAAGCCCGCUGCCCAAAAUCCAGGCGCGGGGGAAGCGGCGAGCGCGGGAAGCAAGGAGACCCCUGAUGCACCCCAGGAUGGCUCCCAGGCUCCCUCUGGAAUCUGAGGCAGGGACACAGUCCCGGGCAAGCCUGAGGAGCUGCUGGCUUGGGACGCAGGAUGGACAUGGUGGAUCAGGCUCCGAACGUACGUGGUGGCUCAAGGAAGCCCCGAUGAAGAUCCCAUUCCCUCCCAGCUCCCCCGACCCUGGUGCUGAUGGGAUGCUCAUGGGGGGGAUUUGCCAGCUGGUGGUUUUCCCCAGCACUGGAAUGCUGCCCAAGGGGCUUCUCCCACCCCAGGCACUGGGUGGGUGCACCCCCCCAGCUGCAGCUCUGCCCCACUGUGCCACCAGCUUCCUCCCAAAUGUUAUUUUUUUAAUCAGCAGCAGCAGCCUGGUCUGUGGCGGGCUCCUGGCUGGGAGCUGUGUCCCUCUGGGAGAAGGGAUGGGACCAGGGCUGGAUGUCUGUAGGACACGGGGCAGCUUUGCCCAUGGCCAAGGGAAAGAGGGAUGAGGAUUUAGGGACAAGGACCCUCCUUUUCUUCUUCCACCCCAGAGCCCAGCUGGAUUUUUGCCUCACUUCCUGAACCCCUUCAGCUAGAAAUAAACGUUUCCUCCGCACAGCUCCUGUCCCGUGUGUCUCUGCAGCCGUGGGGUGGCCAGGGGACAGUCCCCGUGUCCCUGUGCUCCUCCAGGGCCGGUGGAGCCCUGGGCAGGGUGUUAUCAGUCCCCACAUCAGCACAUCACGUGCCCUUCCAGGAAACCUUUAUCUUGUACCCCCAGCUGUGGGGCUGUGGAGGGCUCAGCCACGGCCCUGGGGUGCAGCUGCUGCAGUGGGGACAGCAGGGAAGCCUGGAAGGUGAGUGAGGCUGUUCUGCCCCAAAAGCAGCACAUCCCUGUAUCCCUGAACCUCCUGUAUCCCUGUGUUUUAUCCCAUUAUGUCCUUGCCCCAGGACAACCUUCCCUUGGGAAGAGUGUGCCACCACGAAGAGCUGCUUUUGCUCCAAAGCUGAUGAGCAUGUGUGAAGUUCCCGUUUGUUUUUUUUUAACUGGGAAAAAGCAGGAUGGUUCCAUGAGGCAGAGACACGUUCCUCACUGCUGGAGGGUGCCAGGAGCUGAGGAACCACAAGAGGGACCAUGUGAGUGACACACUUGCAGCAACGUGUGACUUCUGUGUUAAAAACUACAAAUAUUGUGCCCGGAUGGAGCAGAAUGAGACAACUUUUUUUUAAAUGUGGUUUUAAAUGUUUAACAACACCCUCAAUAUGAAAAA
Passer montanus (Eurasian tree sparrow) is the source of this 2215-nucleotide messenger RNA. RefSeq names its product transmembrane protein 119 (gene TMEM119). The record is from RefSeq and is a predicted model, not a curated record. The transcript is spliced from 2 exons. Lineage: Eukaryota; Metazoa; Chordata; Aves; Passeriformes; Passeridae. The coding region runs from base 10 to 1011 and encodes 333 amino acids. Gene Ontology annotation, cellular component: plasma membrane. Gene Ontology annotation, biological process: positive regulation of osteoblast proliferation; positive regulation of bone mineralization; ossification.